This is a messenger RNA of Drosophila bipectinata, 471 nucleotides long. RefSeq lists its product as uncharacterized. The record is from RefSeq and is a predicted model, not a curated record. NCBI's taxonomy places the organism in Eukaryota, Metazoa, Arthropoda, Insecta, Diptera, Drosophilidae.
UACAAAUUCAACUCUCUUAAAUGUUUCUUUUAUUCGCCCGAAUGGGGCAAAAUGAACUUGUGCGAAAUCAAAGCCAUCGAUCGGAAACACAACAUGAUGAAUAUUGAAGGCAUUCUAAACCAGACCAUAACGGAGAUUGAAAUAAAUUUUAAAAUGUUGAAACGCGAAAGCGGCGGCUGGCAUCCCUUCAUGUAUGACAUAACAAUGGAUGUUUGCAAGUUUUUUAAGAAUCGCAGAUCUUUUUUCAUACCCAACCUGAUUUAUUCAUUUUUGAAGCCAUUUACCAAUUUCAACCAUACCUGCCCGUAUCCGGCCGGAUCAGUGCUACAAUUGUGGAACUGGACUCCGAAUGAAAAUGGUGUCCUUGCCGUUUUUCCCGUGGAUCACGGUCAGUAUGCUCUGCAUACCACUUGGUUUAUUAAAAAAGUUCCUGUUCUUAAAAUCGAUGGAUCUGUUUUGUUUUUUAAAUAA